Centruroides sculpturatus (bark scorpion) is the source of this 948-nucleotide messenger RNA. Its product is annotated as insulin-like. The record is from RefSeq and is a predicted model, not a curated record. Gene Ontology annotation, cellular component: extracellular region. Bases 410 to 841 code for a protein of 143 amino acids. Gene Ontology annotation, molecular function: hormone activity. The transcript has 5 exons. NCBI's taxonomy places the organism in Eukaryota, Metazoa, Arthropoda, Arachnida, Scorpiones, Buthidae.
AAUUCUAGUGCAGGCUCAAAAUCACAAUCAUGAUCAUCAGGAGCACUAUCACUAUUGGAUUCACCUAUAAAAUUCACAAUCAAGAGAUAAGAUAUUCAUUGCUUUAUCUGUCCAAAGUACAAAUGUUUAUAAGUACAAGAAACUAUUGUAAUAUGUUAUUACUUUAAAUUAACAAGCAAAACUAAGGAAAGGAACAUUAAUCCACACAAAUGCUUGCCUUGUCAGACACCUUUAUUUUGUCAAUGUCAUAGAUGCAUUUCAGGAACUUUCCCUCUUUAGUAUGGCACCUGGGACAAAUAACACUGACAAGAUUAGCAAGAAGUAGGCGAGUAAUGCCAAAGGAAAAGUAUAAAAGAGAAGAAAUGCCUAAUAAACACAAGUUUCCUCGACAAAAACAGUUGAGAUCGACAUGAAAAUAGAAGUUGGUUCCAUAAUUAUUCUUUCUCUUUAUGUUUGCAUCCUUUUGGUGAAUAUCUCAAAUUCUUCGCCACCGUUUCUCCAAAGAGCAUUCUAUCGCAGAAAAAUACAAGCAUGUGGUUCCGAAUUAUCAGAUACACUAAGUAUCAUUUGCAAUGGAUCUUAUUAUAGCCCUCCAUCCGCCAUUCAAAGAAAACGAUUUUUUUAUACGUAUGACGAUUUAUCAAAUCCUUAUUGGAAUCUUGUGGUCAGACAAUACGGACAUCCAUUUCGAAGAAUUUCUCCUUUCUUUUCUAAUCGAGAGAAGAAGAGAGGCGUGGUAGACGAAUGCUGCCACAAUAGGUGCACACUCCAACAGAUUCGUGCAUAUUGUAACCAAACUGAAUGGGUGGAUCACGAAGAACGCAGCCUAUGGAUGAAAUAAAUUGUUUAAACCAAUUUUGAAGUUUUCAAUGCGACUUUGAAUUUUCUAAUGUAAAUGCCCUGUUCAUUUUCGAAAGAAAAUAAAAUAAUGCAAAGAAUUAAUUUUAC